GAUUGAUUACAUUUCACAUGAUAGAAAUUGCACAAAAUUGGAAAACAGAGCAUUAUCACACGGGCAUUGUGACUUAAUAAAGCUCUCUCGCAGAAUGGGAAAGGCGAAAAAAGGCAAGAAGAACAUUGCUGCUGAGGACGGCGACAGCGAUGUGGAGACCACUAACAUCGAGGCCGUAAAGCCGGUCAAAGCAAAGGGAAAGAAAAUAGUGGACUCUGAAGAUAGUGAUGAGGAGAAACCAAAAACCAAGGGCAAGCAAAAGAAAUCAAUUGAUGAAGAUGUAAAGGAAGUCACAAAGAACGUUAAAAAUGUUUCAAUUUCGAAUAAAUCUCAUAAGAAGAAGGUUGUUGAUAGUGAAGAUGAGUCGGAAGAUGAGCCAGAGGAAAAACCUAAAAAAGGCAAAAAGAAAGAGAAUAAAAGUGCUUUUUCAUUCUUAGAGGUUGAAGACAGUGGAGAUGAAGUACCUGAGGCACCACCAUCAUCAGAUGAUGAACUAGUGCAAAUACCACAAAAGAAGGGUGGACAGGAGAAGAAAGAACCUGCAGGGAAAAAAGGCAAAAAGGCAAAAAGAAAGAAAGAUGACAGUGAUGAAGAUAUUGAAAAAGUUUUGGCUGAACUUGAAAUGGAAUAUGCUGGUGUAAAAAAAGAACCUACUCCUGCCCCUGAAACAGAAAAACCAGAGGAGACAGUAGAAGAAAAACCUAAACCAGAAAAAAAGAAAAAAGGUAAAAAGGAGGAACCUAAACCUGAAUCUGAGAAAGAAGCUGAAGAAAAAGAUGCUAGUGAUAACGAAAACGAUAUUUCAAUUAAAACUGCUGCACAAAAGAAAAAAGAAAAAAAAGAAAGGGAAAAAUUAAAAAAGCAAGAAUCUAAGAAAAAAGAAAAAGAACAGGAAACAAAAAAGGGUUCAGAAGAUAAACCUAAAGUAGAGAAAGUUGAAAGUAAAACUACAGAGGAGUCUAAAGAAGAUUCAAAGCUACCUUCUGAAGAAAAAGAGGAAAAAUUAGGGGAGGAUGUAGGUGAUACACCAGUUACUGAAGGAAAGAAAAAGAAAAAGGGUAAGAAAGGUGAAGAAGAAAAAGAAGAGAAAGCUAAGAAAGGGCCAACUAAAAAGACAAUAGCGGCUAUGCAAGAAGCAUUGAAAAAAGUGAAAGAAGAGGAAGAACGUUUAAAAAAAGAGGAAGAAGAGAGGAUAAAGCAGGAAGAAGAGAGAGAACAGCAAAGACUAGAAGCAAUUAGAUUAGAAAAGGAACGGAAAGAAAGGAAAAAGCAGAAAGAAAAGGAAAGGAAGGAAAGGCUAAAAGCAGAGGGUAAACUCCUGACCCCCAAGCAAAAAGCGGAGAAAGCUCGAGCGCAAGCUUUAUUAGAGUCACUUAAAGCGCAAGGUGUGGAAAUAGGCAGUGCUGAAAAGAAACCUGUUCGACCAGGAACAAGAGUAAAGCCUAGCAAACUAAAAACUCAAAUGUCACAGGAAGCUCCAGAAACGCCUGUUGAGGAAAAGAAGAUUCAGUUUCAACUUGACAUAAAGGAGGAUCAAAAACCUACCGUUGAAAAACAAGAGCCUGAAAAUGAAUUGGUAAAGGAUUCAUGGGAUGCUGAAUCAUCCGAGGAGGAACCUGAGCCUCCGAAACCGGACCCUGCGACGCCGACGCCCGUUUCUGCUAAAGGGAAAGAAUCCACUGCCCGGCCAAGUAAAGCUAAAGAGGAUGACGAAGAAAGUUCUUCAGAGGAGGAAGAUAGCUCCGAGGACGAAUCAAGUUCAGAAGAAGAUUCUGAAGAUGAUCAGAUGACCGAUGCACAAAAGAAAAGGGAGAUUAUUCUUAAGAGAUUAGAGAAACGUAAAGAAGAGAAUGAAGCUAACAAAACAAAUAACCCAUUACGCGCCGCCGUCGUGUGUGUGUUAGGCCACGUGGACACAGGCAAGACCAAGAUCUUGGACAAACUGCGCCGCACCAACGUGCAGGACGGGGAAGCCGGAGGCAUCACGCAGCAGAUCGGUGCUACUAAUGUCCCCAUUGAGAACAUCAAGGAACAGACUAAACACGUGAAGGGGGUGAACGAAAUUGCGUUCAAGUUACCAGGUCUGCUGAUCAUCGAUACGCCUGGCCACGAGUCCUUCAGCAAUUUGAGGAGCAGAGGUUCUUCACUUUGUGACAUUGCCAUUCUCGUGGUAGAUAUAAUGCAUGGUUUAGAACAGCAGACUAUUGAAUCAAUCAACCUUCUAAAGGCGAAAAAGACACCGUUCUUAGUGGCUUUGAACAAGAUCGAUCGUCUUUAUGACUGGCAGAGCGCUCAACGUAAAGAUAUCAGAGACAUACUCAAGAUGCAGGCGCCUAAUACGCAGCUGGAAUUUGAGAAGCGUUGCAAGGAUGUUGUUCUUCAGUUUUCUGAACAGGGCCUGAACGCCGCGCUGUUCUACGAGAAUCCAGACCCGCGUUCAUACGUUUCGCUGGUUCCUACGUCGGCUGUGACGGGCGAGGGCAUGGGCAAUCUGCUCGCCAUGAUUGUGCAGGCAUGCGAGGGACCGCUGCACAAGAGGCUAGUCUUCUCAAACCAGCUGCAGGCCACCGUGCUCGAGGUGAAGGCAAUCCCGGGCCUGGGCACGACCAUCGACACGAUCCUGAUCAACGGCACGCUGCGCGAGGGAGACACCGUGGUGCUGGCCGGCACCGACGGGCCCAUCGUCACGCAGAUCCGCAGCCUGCUCAUGCCGCAGCCCAUGAAGGAGCUGCGCGUCAAGAACGCAUACAUCGAGCACAAAGAAGUGGUAGCUGCACAAGGAGUAAAGAUUGCCGCCAAGGAGCUGGAGAAAGCCAUAGCCGGACUCAACCUUCUCGUUGCACAAAAGCCUGAUGAGGUUGACGUGCUCAAGGAGGAGGUUGCGCGCGAGCUGAAGUCGGCGCUGUCGUCCAUCAAGCUGUCGGAGCGCGGCGUGUACGUGCAGGCCUCCACUCUGGGCUCCCUCGAGGCGCUGCUGGACUUCCUGCGCGCCAGCAAGAUCCCCUACUCGGCGAUCAGGAUCGGCCCGGUGGUGAAACGCGACGUGAUGAAAGCGUCCGCCAUGUUGGAACACGACUCCCAGUAUGCUACCAUCCUCGCUUUUGAUGUGAAGAUCGAGCGUGACGCUCAAGAAUUAGCAGACAACCUCGGCGUGAAGAUCUUCGCGGCGGACAUUAUCUACCACCUCUUCGAUAAGUUCACUGCGUACCGCGAGGAGCUCAAACAGAAGAAGAGAGACGAGUUCAAACACAUUGCCGUCUUCCCUUGCAAACUUAAGGUGCUGCCGCAGUUCGUGUUCAACUCUCGCGACCCAAUUGUCGCUGGCGUCAUGGUGGAAGCCGGCAUUGUCAAGGAAGGCACGCCUAUUUGUGUACCUAGCAAAGAGUUCGUGGACCUGGGCGUGGUGACGUCCAUCGAGAUCAACCACAAGCAGGUGGAGUCGGCCCGCAAGGGCCAGGAGGUGUGCAUUAAGAUCGAGCCGGUGCCCGGCGAGGCGCCCAAGAUGUUCGGCCGCCACUUCGACGAGACUGAUAUGCUAGUCAGCAAGAUCUCGCGCGCCAGUAUCGACGCGUGCAAAGACUACUUCCGCGACGACCUCGUCAAGACCGAUUGGCAGCUGAUGGUCGAGCUCAAGAAGCUUUUCCAGAUCCUUUAAAUCCCACCUUUGUACUUGUGACCUUUUCAAACUCUCCGGUCUUCAACCGUCUCUGAGAGUCAAGUAUCG
Molecule: messenger RNA, 3724 nt
Organism: Hyposmocoma kahamanoa
Lineage: Eukaryota; Metazoa; Arthropoda; Insecta; Lepidoptera; Cosmopterigidae
Gene: eIF5B
Product: eukaryotic translation initiation factor 5B
Exons: 18
Coding region: 95-3655 (1186 amino acids)
Molecular function (GO): GTP binding; translation initiation factor activity; GTPase activity
Source: RefSeq, a predicted model, not a curated record